CCAACACUCAGGGUCGUUCAGUGUGACAUUCUUCACCGCACAAGCAAAGGGCGAGCCAACGCAAGGAACCCUUUGCUACAAGCUUGUUUAUUAGACUACAACUCUCCUUCAAGCUCGAAUUCCCGAAAACUUCGAUCCUCCCACAGCAACCAGUGUGUUGCGUCCCGCUCGAUCGAACAAUUUCGAAAUAUCAAACCCGCAUACCACAAAAAUGGCCGACAACCCGAGCGCUGCGUGGCCUCUGGCCGACGAAGCGCUGUCGCAGAAGAUUCUGGACACCGUCCAGCAGGCCUCUCACCACCGCCAGCUGAGAAAAGGCGCAAACGAAACAACCAAAACCCUCAACCGCGGCACCGCCGAGCUCAUCGUCCUGGCCGCCGACACUUCUCCGCUCGCGAUUCUCCUGCACCUUCCCCUCCUCGCCGAAGACAAGAACGUGCCGUAUGUCUAUGUUAAUUCCAAGACGGCGCUGGGCAGAGCUUGUGGUGUUUCGCGGGCGGUUAUUGCGGCGAGCAUCACGACCAACGAGUCCAGUGAUUUGAUGCCCCAAAUCCGCGAGUUGAAGAACCGCGUGGAGAGAUUGAUGAUCUAGGUUGGAGGAGUUGAGGAGUGGAAAUGGGACAGGCGUGACUCUGUGGACUGGGAGGUAAUGGGGUUGCGAAGGGUGCUGUGCGACAAUGGGAAUGAGUGCUGGGUGCCAUGGCAUAUUCCACCUCUAAUGGUGUAAUAUGCAACCCGUUCCAUUGCAAAACACGAGACACAAAGAGUGUGAGAACACGAGGCUGCAAAAACAAAAUCUACCACAACACAAUAAAGCUGCAUUCACAACUCGUAUACCGAGUAGGGCCAGACCAUCUGCCAUGUGAUACCUGCUUUGAUACAUUAUCCGACCGAUCCUUAUCCGUCCCCUUGCAACCUUGUUGUCGCUGAAUGUGCACGCAAUCAAAUCAUUAC
This is a messenger RNA of Cladophialophora immunda, 954 nucleotides long. RefSeq names its product ribonucleoprotein-associated protein. The coding region runs from base 212 to 592 and encodes 126 amino acids. Lineage: Eukaryota; Fungi; Ascomycota; Eurotiomycetes; Chaetothyriales; Herpotrichiellaceae. Gene Ontology annotation, biological process: mRNA splicing, via spliceosome; maturation of SSU-rRNA; ribosome biogenesis. Gene Ontology annotation, molecular function: RNA binding. The record is from RefSeq and is a predicted model, not a curated record. Gene Ontology annotation, cellular component: precatalytic spliceosome; U4/U6 x U5 tri-snRNP complex; box C/D methylation guide snoRNP complex. The transcript is spliced from 3 exons.